This is a messenger RNA of Prorocentrum cordatum, 693 nucleotides long. The record is from the annotation of a GenBank genome assembly. Lineage: Eukaryota; Dinophyceae; Prorocentrales; Prorocentraceae.
AUGACGCCCAGAGCAAGCAAGCACGGGGCCCUGACCUUGAAGUACCCCAUCGGGAAUGGCAUCGUGAACAACUGGGACGAUAUGGGGGAGAUCUGGCACCAUACCUUCGACAACGAGCUCCGAGUGCCUCCAGAGGGGUACCCUCUGCCCUUCAUGGAGGCACCCGUGGACCCGAAGGCGAAUCGCGAGCGCAUGCCGCAGAUCAUGGUAGAGACUCUAAACGUGCCGGCGAUGUACGUCGCGAUCCAAGCAGUGUUCUCGCUGUACGCUUCAGUCCGCACCACUGGGAUGGUCAUGGGUUCCAGCGACGGCGCGUCACACGUGUCGCACACCGUACCCAUCUAUGAGGGCUAUGCGUUGCCGCAUGCGAUCUUGCGCCUGGAUCUGGCGGUGCGGGACCCUACGGAGCACUGGGUGAAAAUCCUCACCGAGCGUUGCUACUCGUUCAUCACCAUGGCAGGGCGACAGAUCGUGCGCGACGUCAAGGGAAAAGCUUUGCUACAUCCCGUUCGACUUCGACUCAGAGAUGAAGGCCGCCAUUGCGAGUUCCGACAAGGAGAAGACGCACGAGCUCUCCGACGGGAACAUAACCAUGGGCAGCGAGCGCUUCCGCUGCCCAGAGGUUCUCUUCCAGACUACGUUCCUGGGAAAGGAAACAGCGGCAUCCCCGACACCACGUUCCAGUCGAUAUGA